Aspergillus japonicus CBS 114.51 is the source of this 590-nucleotide messenger RNA. RefSeq lists its product as uncharacterized. The record is from RefSeq and is a predicted model, not a curated record. The coding region runs from base 65 to 250 and encodes 61 amino acids. The transcript is spliced from 2 exons. NCBI's taxonomy places the organism in Eukaryota, Fungi, Ascomycota, Eurotiomycetes, Eurotiales, Aspergillaceae.
UUCGGCUGCUCCGUUUUGAUCCUGCGCUGCGUCGCUGGACUUCCCCAAACCACCACCGAUAACCAUGGGAUCCGGUCGCGCCUUCAUGUUAAGCUAUACUCUCGGUCUGCUCGGAUUUGCCGUCGCCGCAGCGGUUCCUCCCAAUCUGUCCCGUCAAGUGAUAGUCUUUCUUCUGCUCUUCUCGGCCCCCUUUCUCGCCAGCUCCGCACUUGCAUCCUGUAUCGGUGCUGCCUUGAUGCGCCUCGAUUGAUCAUGGGCUGCGGUUGGGUGGUGGCCGUCAAGGAGAGAGAGGGUUGAGUUGGCUGGUGUGGUGUGGGUGGAUAAGCGGAUGAGGGGACGGAGGAAAUGGAGGAGACGAGAGCUGCACCCGAUAAUUGACUGGCUGGAUCACGGUUGAUCCCUGGGGGGCUGGAAGUGGAAAGGACCCACGAGUGGACAAGUGGACGACAAGUGGACGACAAUUAGGGUACUACGGGAGGCCGUGCCUACCCAACUUGCCGUCCACUGCCUGCAAAGGUGGGCUGACUGUGACGGGGACUGCAGGCCGUGCAUUAAUACUACUCCGUACUUAGGUAGUAGUUGCAGGUACA